This is a messenger RNA of Nyctereutes procyonoides (raccoon dog), 2639 nucleotides long. RefSeq names its product mitogen-activated protein kinase kinase 2 (gene MAP2K2). Gene Ontology annotation, molecular function: protein kinase activity; ATP binding. The coding region runs from base 303 to 1505 and encodes 400 amino acids. NCBI's taxonomy places the organism in Eukaryota, Metazoa, Chordata, Mammalia, Carnivora, Canidae. The transcript has 11 exons. The record is from RefSeq and is a predicted model, not a curated record. Gene Ontology annotation, biological process: protein phosphorylation.
GCUCUCGCGAGAGGCCGGCCCGCGAUCUCGUCGCUCCCCCUCCCUGCCUUCGGCCUCCCGGGCUCCGGCUGCAGCGUCAGCCUCGGACGGGCCUCCUCGGCUGCGGCGGCGGCUCCUCGGCCUCAGCGCCGGAGCCCCUCGGCGCCCCUCGGCCCGGUCCGCAGCGACGCCUCCGUUCGCCGCCCCGGCGCCCGCCUAGGCCGCAGCCGCAGCCCCGGGCUCGCGUCGGCGCCGCCCGCUCCCGGCCCGCCCCCUAUGGGCCCCGGCUAGAGGUGCCGCCGCCGCCGGCCCGCGGAGCCCCGAUGCUGGCCCGGAGGAAGCCGGUGCUGCCGGCGCUCACUAUCAACCCCGCCAUCGCCGAGGGCCCGUCCCCCACCAGCGAGGGCGCCUCCGAAGCAAACUUGGUGGACCUCCAGAAGAAGCUAGCAGAGCUAGAACUUGACGAGCAGCAGAAGAAGCGACUGGAAGCCUUCCUCACCCAGAAGGCCAAGGUCGGGGAACUCAAGGAUGAUGACUUCGAACGGAUCUCAGAGCUGGGAGCCGGGAACGGCGGGGUGGUCACCAAGGUCCAGCACAGACCUUCUGGCCUCAUCAUGGCGAGAAAGCUGAUCCACCUGGAAAUCAAGCCGGCCAUCCGGAACCAGAUCAUCCGCGAGCUGCAGGUGCUGCACGAGUGUAACUCCCCGUACAUCGUGGGCUUCUACGGGGCCUUCUACAGCGACGGCGAGAUCAGCAUCUGCAUGGAGCAUAUGGAUGGCGGCUCUCUGGACCAGGUGUUGAAGGAAGCCAAGAGAAUCCCUGAGGAGAUCCUGGGGAAGGUUAGCAUUGCGGUUCUCCGGGGUUUGGCGUAUCUCCGGGAGAAGCACCAGAUCAUGCACCGAGACGUGAAACCAUCCAACAUCCUCGUCAACUCCCGAGGGGAGAUUAAGCUGUGUGAUUUUGGGGUGAGCGGCCAGCUCAUCGACUCCAUGGCCAACUCCUUCGUGGGAACUCGGUCCUACAUGUCUCCAGAGCGGUUGCAGGGCACUCAUUACUCAGUGCAGUCGGACAUCUGGAGCAUGGGCCUGUCCCUGGUGGAGCUGUCCAUUGGAAGGUACCCCAUCCCGCCACCAGAUGCCAAGGAGCUAGAGGCCAUCUUCGGCCGGCCCAUGGUUGACGGGAUAGAAGGAGAGCCUCACAGCAUCUCACCACGGCCGAGACCCCCUGGACGCCCCAUCAGCGGUCAUGGGACGGACAGCCGGCCAGCUAUGGCCAUCUUCGAGCUGCUGGACUAUAUUGUGAAUGAGCCGCCUCCCAAGCUGCCCAGUGGUGUCUUCACCCAGGACUUCCAGGAGUUUGUAAAUAAAUGCCUAAUAAAGAACCCAGCAGAGCGAGCAGAUCUGAAGAUGCUCAUGAGCCACACGUUCAUCAAGCGGUCCGAGGUGGAAGAGGUGGAUUUUGCCGGCUGGUUGUGUAAAACGCUGCGGCUGAACCAGCCCAGCACGCCCACGCGCACCGCCGUGUGACGGGGUCCCGCGGGUGACCUGUCCGCCGUCCCACCUGCGCCCCGCCCCUCCCGCCCAGGACAGGCCAGCGCCUCCUCUCCCCACCCCAGCCUCUCCUUCUGCCUUCCGCGGAGCUGCCCGCAUACCCCGCGGUGGACACUGAGCCCCGCUCCCGCCUGUCCCAACUGGUGUGGCCUCCGGUCCCCAGGGCGGGUGACGCUGCUCGCGGGGUCUUCUCAGACCUGCUUACUUAGGUUUCAAACAAAACAGGGAAAGAAAAAGCAAACUGUGCCCGUUGUACUUGGCGUUCCCUUUGUUCUGGGGGUCGGUCUCUGGUGCAGCCCCGGGGGGUUAUUAGCGGGGCAGUAGGGGACACCGCAGUCUCCAGGGGAGGCAGCCUCAGAGGGAGCCUCGUGCUCCUGCGUGUCGUCCCCCUCGUCCGACAUCCGCCCGUGGAGGUGGUCAUGGGGUCCACUUCCUCCCCCUUCCCCUACCUCUUGUCACGCCGCUGACCCACCUGCCCCCAGGAGGGACCCGCUCAGCGCCUCCUGGGCUUCAGGGAACAGACUCUUCUGGCUCUUGACGGCAGCAGCCGAGCCGACGGUGGCAGAAGGAAGUGGCGGGCUUCCCAGCUGUCGGUGUGGCUGAGGAGCCUCGCAGAUCCAGCAGAGGAGGCCUGCGCUGUCCCCAUGCCCGCAGGCCGCACAUGUGGGCAGGUGGCUCCCUGUGUCGCCUCUGCUUGCCCAGGGGAUCGGAAGUGACUGCCCAGGCCACGUCCCUCAGGCCCUCGCAGGCCCGCCGCAGCUGCUGGGAGAGGGGAGGGGUCCUGUGUCCGACGGGAGGCACAUGCACACGGCUCAAGCCCCGGGCCCGGCCGCCCUGCCCGGAGGGAGAGCAGGGCCGCUUCUGAGGCUUCCCCUCGCCCCCCUCCAAGCUCUGAAGACGGCAAGGCUGGGGGCCGCCCCCCUAGGCACUGUGACGGCUCUCGGGUCCCAGCUGCUCUGCGGGGCGGCCUUUCCAGGCUCCUGUGCUUUUUCCUGUGGACACCAAAGAGGAGACGAGUUGCUGGCUCCUUCCACCGGCUUCCCAGGUUUCCGCCACUUCCAUCCCCAAAGUCUCACCUGGUUGAGGGGAGAAUAAAGAAGAUAGCCUGAA